This is a messenger RNA of Zeugodacus cucurbitae (melon fly), 3804 nucleotides long. RefSeq lists its product as uncharacterized. Gene Ontology annotation, biological process: protein ubiquitination; ubiquitin-dependent protein catabolic process. NCBI's taxonomy places the organism in Eukaryota, Metazoa, Arthropoda, Insecta, Diptera, Tephritidae. The transcript has 7 exons. Gene Ontology annotation, cellular component: nucleus. The record is from RefSeq and is a predicted model, not a curated record. The coding region runs from base 598 to 3369 and encodes 923 amino acids. Gene Ontology annotation, molecular function: zinc ion binding; ubiquitin protein ligase activity.
CGGCGGCGCUAUCAGCUUGGCGCCUCCGCUCGUUGCUUGCGCCGCUCUGUGCUGCCGUCGAUGCUGACGCGCGCGUCUACGCUGUUCGGCUGACUGGCUGUUGUGCGGCGUACGCGCGCAUGCAAAUGCCAAUGUGAAAUCAGUGAGUGGCAAAAGCUCCAAGUAGCUGGCACGGAGACAACGUAACGCGCGCGUACAUUUACCCCGUUAUACGAGUACGCCUUAGUGGUAAAUUUAAGGCAAUCAAGUAAAUGAGCUGAGGCUCGAGCUGAGACUGAGUCUGAGACUUGUGCUAAAGCGAGGUAGGCUUACGGGCGCGGGCGGUAUGCGGCGAGCGGUCAGCGAUAUCAGUUGUGAAUUUGUUUAGUGUACUGUAGUGUAGUGCAUGCUAAUGUUAUGUUAAGACAGUGGAAAGGAAGAAGAAGCUUACAUACAUAUAUACAAACAUAUGUAGAUAUAUGUAAAUAUGAAAUACACGAAAAACAUAUAAAAGUGUAAAACAGAAUCAGCCGAAGAAGUUUAGUGAAAAUUCAUAUAAAACUAAAGUGCCUGCAAAAACAAACUACAAAUAACAACAACAAAAAUUGCAAAAUAAAUAUGAAUGCAACAACACGCGUAAAUGCAGCUACAAAUAAUUACGUCAACAACAAACACAUAGAUACGAACUUUAGUAGUCUAAAGUCCAACAAUAACAACAACAACAACAAAAAUAACUGCAACAACUACCAGCGACUACCCACAGUAACAGCAGCAACAACACACGCUUAUAGCAACAACUGUAGCAGCAACAACAACCCAAAGCUACCACAAACAACCAGCAACGGCUCACCAGCCAGUUUGCAACACCAACCUCCAUCAUCAGCGACAAGCCGAGAAUAUUCCAGCAUUGCACCGUAUAACAUAACGUUGACAACAAUGCGACUGGUCGGCAAAGAGUUGAGUGCGGUGGCCAAUGGCGAGGAAGCGAGGACUAAAUUGAUGCCAACAACGGCAAUUAAAAUCAUCAGCGUCAAUAAUAAUGGCAAGAGUCAAAACAACAAGACAAGUAAUGCGCAGAAGAGCGUAAACAAUAGCAAUAGUAACAACAACAAUACGGACAACAACAACCACAAAUCAACAACGAAAUCGACAGCAACAACAACAACAAUGGGUGCCAAAUUAGACUCAUCGAUGUUGAUUAAUUCUCGCAAUCAAUUGUCAACAACAACGACAAUGCGACAACAGCAACAACAUCAAGAGCAAAUAGCGCAACAAGUAAAACAACAACAACAAACUGAACAUAUGUCGUCCAUAACAAGGGACCUCAAUCAAAUCAAUUUAAAAUCAUCACUUUACGCCGAACAACAAGUAUACAAUGCCAACAGCAACAACAACAGCAUGCACAAUUGUAGAGGCAACAAUCAACAACAGCAGCAGCGGCAGCAACAACAUGAUGUACAAACUAGCUGGUGUGCAAGCGUCAGUAGUAAUAAUAAGCACAACAAUGCUGCUAAUAAUAAUAUGCAAAAACAACAACAACAAUCGCUGCAAACGACAAAUGGCAACAACAACACUAGCAAUAAGGACUGUGAUCAAGCAUAUGACAACAACAACAAGAGUAGAAACACGGUGUACAAAAUGAGAAUGCUGAAAUAUGGCGAUAACAACAACAGUAACAGCAGCAACGGGAGCAAUGAGCCGAAGCAACAGCAACAACAACAACUGAUAACUCGAACAAUAGCAAAAAAUGUGGAAUCGGAAAUGACCACAGUGGGCAGUGAUAAAAUAAGCACAACAACGAAAGUAAGCGCAGAGAAAUAUGCAACAACAACAACAACAGUAGCAGCAGCAACAGCGCCAAUUGAAAGAGCGAAAGCGAAGACGACAAAGCUUACGCUACGCAAAUCAUUCUCCACACCGGCUUCAUUUAAAAUUGCUGACGUUGCAGCCACGCUGAGCCAGUGCGGCAACAUGAUUGGCAACAACAACAGCAACAACACAAACAAACCAAGCGAUAGCUAUAGCAAAAGCGUGAGCAGAGCAUUACCGAGUGCGACGGCAGCUGCGCAAAUGUUAAAUUGUAAGAAAAGUGAUAGUGAUGGUGUUGGUGAUGAUGUCGGUGGCGGUGACGGUUACAAAAACGACAGCGGUGGAGGUCAUAUCCGUGGCGUUGCCACAUACGCAAAGCCAGCGGCGGCGUCGUCAGCAGCGACAGCGACAAAAGAAAACUUUGCACCAACGCCAGCAAUAAUCACAAAUGCGACACAGCUUGCUAAUGCUUCAAUUGAGGCAAUAACUACACCGCCAACAACAACAACAACAACAGCAACUGCAACAACAAUUGAAACUCAUACAACAACAAUGUGCGCAUCACCAACGAAGCUUGCCACAAUGGAUGGUGUAACGCGUACACAAACUGCCGCGCCACAACAAGACUCACAACAACAACAACAACAACAACAACACCACCAGUCAAGCACGAAAUCAGCAAAAGUGAAAGAUAAUGAUAAUCAAGUCAUUUGCGCCAACAAAAAUAUUUCGAAUGCUGACAAUGUUGUUGUUGCCGCCGUCACGACAACCACUUCGGCCACCGUGCCACUGUCCCCCGUUAGCUUCGAAUUUGAUUUGCGCUUCGGUUGUGCGCAUUACAAGCGUCGCGCCAUGUUUGUGACACCCUGCUGCAAUAAAUUCUACAAAUGUCGUUUCUGUCACGAUGAAAAUGAAUCGCAUCACUUCGAUCGUAAAACACUAACCGAAUUGAUUUGUUCCGAGUGCAAUACACGACAAAAGGUGCAGGAGCAAUGUGAGGCGUGUGGCACGCGAUUUGGCAAGUACACCUGCCUGAUCUGCAAUUUAUUCGACGACACCAACAAGAAGCAAUAUCACUGUAACGGUUGCGGCAUUUGUCGCAUAGGUGGCGCUGAGAAUUUCUUCCACUGCAAAGUGUGCGAUAUGUGCCUGCCCAUUAGAUUGAAGAUCGAUGGACAUCGGUGCGUCGAGAACAUCUCACGUUCACAUUGUCCCGUUUGUCUGGGCGACAUACACACCUCACGUAUACCAUGUCACAUACCCGAUUGCGGUCAUCUACUACAUAAGACAUGCUUUGAUCAAUUGCUCAACUCGGGACACUAUACAUGCCCCAUUUGUCAGACAUCGUUAAUUGAUAUGACGGCUUUAUGGGAGUACUUGGAUGCGCAAGCGGUGUCGCUGCCUGUACCAAAGAAAUACGAGAAUCAACGUAUACAUAUUUUUUGCAACGACUGUCAUAAGGCCUCCAAGACCAAAUUCAAUUUUAUCGGUUUGAAGUGUAUGCAAUGUGGCGCUUAUAAUACAACACAGGAUGUCAAGCGACGUAUGUCAUUGGUUACAGAUGAACCAUCAUCAGCAUGACGACGCACCCAUUAUCAUGCAACCUCACAAAUUUUUGCAAGCCAAAUUUUCAUCCUAUCUUGUUGGUUUCAACGUUAAACACUGGAACUCUUGCCAUUUUGAGAUUGUACACUGCUAAAGUGAUCGCCGUCAAUGCUACCACAAAGGAAUGCUGGUAUGCCAUAAAAAAUGGUGACUCAAAUAAGUUUACGCCCGCUAAACAUAACAUUUCAUUAUUAUAGUGAAGCGUGAAAUAACUGCAACUAGUGCUACUGCUAAACUAUAUGCACAGACAUGUACAUGCACAUACGAGUAUGUUUAUGUGUGUGCGGUUGUGGCAGAUUAACUAUAACGGUAUUUGCUGUAAAGUAGAUGACUCGUAAGCUAAUUCGAUUUGGCAUCGAAUACCUGUAUCGAAUUAAAUACAACGUAUAAUUUUUAAAUUACACUACUAAA